Penicillium verhagenii is the source of this 1521-nucleotide messenger RNA. RefSeq lists its product as uncharacterized. NCBI's taxonomy places the organism in Eukaryota, Fungi, Ascomycota, Eurotiomycetes, Eurotiales, Aspergillaceae. The transcript has 3 exons. The record is from RefSeq and is a predicted model, not a curated record. The coding region runs from base 1 to 1521 and encodes 506 amino acids.
AUGGCAGUCCUUGACACCCAAACCAGCAAGCUAUCUCCACUUAAUGAGGAGUUCGCAAAUUUAGUCCAACGCACACUAAAGAAAUGGAACAUCCAAGGGGCUGCUGUUGCUGUUGUUGAUGGGGAUGAGACUUGGUCCGAGGGAUAUGGAGUUGCUGCCUUUCCUGAUACGCCAGUUACCCCCGACACGUUGUUCUACACAGGUAGCACAGCAAAGUCCUUCACUGCCUCCGCAGCUUCACUAUUGGUCGAUGACAAUGAGAAAUAUCCUCAGAUCAAAUGGACCACCCCGCUCAGCGAGCUCAUCCGUGAUGACUUUGUCCUGCAAGAUGAUUACGCGACAACGCAUAUCACAUUGGAGGACGCGCUCUCCCAUCGAACUGGCCUGCCGGGACAUAUGCUGUCGCUCGGCCGCGAGGGCACAGUUCGUGAUGUGGUCCGCAGCUUGCGUCAUUUCCCAAUGGACAAAGAAAUCAGAACGACUUGGCAAUAUUCCAACGCAAUGUUUAUUACCGUGGCGCACAUGAUCGAAGUAGUCACUGGCGAAUGGUUGGGUGAUUUUCUUCGUAAGAAUAUUUGGACUCCACUGGAGAUGAACUCGACAUUUUUCUCACUCGAAGACGCCAGACGCCACGCCACUUUGAAAGGCACCACACUGGCCAAAGCAUAUGGCUGGAACAAGGAUAUUUCCGAGCCACUAGAGAUCCCAUAUUGCGAGGGAACUCUGAGUGGAGCAGGGGCCGUGAUUUCAACCGUUCGCGACUACGCUAUAUAUAUACGCUCGAUGAUUCGGCAAUCCGGUCCGCUGUCCAAGUCAGGGUACGAAGAGCUGUUGAAACCUCGUUCAUUUGUGCCUCAAUUGCUUCCUCAACUCACGCAACAGUCGUUGUAUACACUUGGUUUGAUAUCGAGCACAUAUCGAGGGGAAUCUAUUAUCCUGCACCCCGGUGGCUUGGAUGGUAUGACGGCAACAAUGAUUUUUUUCCCAAAGAAAGAUUGGGGAGUCGCUGUUUUUAGUAACGCGACGGGCCCAGGGCGUGAAUUCAUCGCGUGGAAUUUGAUCGAUGAUCUACUUAAUGUGCCAGAGGAAGAACGCAUCGACAUCUUUGAGCUGAAGCAGAAGAAACUCAUCAAAAUCGAAGAAAUGCGAGCCACAGCUAAAGAGAGGUUGUAUCCCUCGGCACCGUCACCUGGUCAACCGCACACAUUGCCCCUGCAACAAUAUACCGGCAGGUAUACCCAUCCUGCCUACCCAGACCUUAUAAUAAACACAAAGGGUGCCGAAAAUCCCGGGCUGCACGUUGUCCUGACAGGAAGCUUGAAUGUGAGCCUGAGUCUAGAGCAUGUAUCCGGUGAAUAUUUCUUGGCCGAAAUCUUUGAAUACAUGUCGGUCCCGGAGCCAUCGACUACUGUUAAAGCUGAAUUUCACAUCAGCGUUGCGGGCCAGGCAGACAAAUUUGGAUUCAUUGCUGAUUUCUCUGAUAUGCCCGAUACUAUGAUCUGGUUUGAUCGGGAUGAUUAG